AUGGGGAUAAGAUUUUUCGUACUUGUUGUCCUUUUGGGACUAACACUUUCUACAUUAGAUGCCAAGUCUUUAAAAGGUAAGAGAAUCCUUUCUAAAAAUAUUUAUGGUUGUGUCCUAGUUUCAGUUGAUAUCAUAGAAAGUUUUCAAAAAUUUCUGAAGUAUCUUCUUUCCUCUCCUGAGAGCAAAGAAUUCUUUAAAUACACUUCACCGUGUGCAAAGUGUGCAAUCUAAACUUGAACCACUUUUGAAGGCCACGGUUGGAUUAACUAAACAAUUUAAUAUUUUAUCGAAUGCAAUGUUUCCCUCUUAAUCAACUUAAUAGGAGGGGUUUUUCAGCGUUAAUCUCUUCCCGAUAGUGCUAUGAAAUUUAACUGUUAUUUAGUGCGUAACACUGUGACAGUUUGAGAAAAAAUAGGUUGAAUCAAGCUAUCCACAACAAAACGUAAAACCAUCUUAGUUUCAACCAUUUUAACUCCUUAAAUUUGUGAACUGUUGAAGAAGAAUACUUAAAACGAAGAAUUUAAAUUUGCAUAGUUUCCGACUUUUCACUUUAGCUAAGUUUAGUUAAGCGGUUUGAUCUCUUCUCGAGUAUCUGAUGAUCGGGGUAAAAACACACGUGAGAAGACUGUCUGUGAUCUGCAUCAUAAUUGACUUUAUGUGUAAGGUUACUUGAUACUCACAAAACUCUUCACACAAUGGCUAUCACAAUUUCUCAGAAAUGAUUAGUGAAAGAGUCAAGUUAUUUAAGGGAGUUAGGUAUAAAAGUUCUUUUAUACCGCUAACCUUCUUUUAAUUUUAAAUUUCUUUUUCUUCUCUCCCCUACAAAAGGACACAAGAAAUCCAAGCACGGUAAGCUCCUUAAAGCUCUCAUUCAUACGGGGCCCGAGAAAGGUAAUCAAUGAAUCGCUCAUUUGCAUGCCCAUGUUUCAACUGAAAUUUGCAUGUGGAACGGACACCGUAUGUAAUGGCUUGUGCAGAUUUGCUAUGGUUAACGUUACUAAGAAAAGAUUAGAACUGCAAUUCCCUAAUUCCUCACUUAUUUUAGACUGCUAAAGCUUGGAAGUGGUUCCAAAAGGUACGGUGAUGCUUCCGAAAUUUAAAAAUGAACAUGACAAUAAUUUGAGCACCUCACAAGAUCACGAAUGCACCUCUCAAUCUUGAUUGAAACGAUUAAAGGCAGCCGAAACACUGAAUUUAAUGUUAGAAAAACCUCCUAGAUCAUGUUUGCUUUACUAUGCCGUACGCAUACACGGUCAAAGAAACCAAGGUUACACUACUUUCUGCAAGAGCGGCUUCCUUGGGAAAAUCGCGAUAGUUUCUGGCUUUUUUCGUUGCUUGUCAGAGAAAGGCCGUGCAAAAUGUUCUGAUUUCUUCUUAAUUUGUCAUAGACGAAGACACAAAGAAGAAUGAUGAACCUGCUGCCGAAGAAGCCUCAGGAAGUGCUGCUGGUAAGUGGGUAGCAUGUGCACAUUUAGGGCUUUAGCCUGUUAAGACGUUUUUUACAUGUGGGCAACAUACACACACACUUGAGGAUAGCAUCCGGGAUCUGAAAAUGGUCUCCACCAACACAUUUUCGCCCAGAAUCCAGACCUGGCGAGCGUGUCUUUGCUCAUCCGCCAUUGACUUGGAAAAAUAAAACUCAAAACAAAGUUUGAUAGGAAAUAAAGCAAUGCUCAAUGCAUCUGUCAUAUCUGCCUUUACUCCCCGCGGACUAUUCGGGUUACGUUGUGUCAAUUAUCAAGCUCAAAACUUUUUCUCGUUCAAACAUAAUUAUAGGUGCAUCCGCAGCCGGAAGUGGAGAAGAAUCCGGCUCCACCGAAGAAGGUAUGCUUGUUUUGUUUCUUGAAAUAUUGUCCAGAUUACUUUGAGCUUUUUUGCCAUAAAUCACUCAAGGUAAUUUGAUAACCUCUAUGUGGCAAAGCGUCAAUUCUCGUUUGUCAUAAGAGACAAAAACAUGAAAGAGAUUAAAUUUCUAGCAGAGCGUUCGAGUAGACUUUAGGGUACUCUUGGUGUGUAAAGGGGAUUCGAGUUUUUUUGUUUCUUUGAUUCGAGGUUUUUGUUUUCCUUACUAAGAAGCAAACAAAGUGUUAAUUAUUGAAACGAAAAACUUAGACUGCUAAAUUAGUUUUGCAAUCAGAGGGAGUAAUAUACAACACUGUUACUAUUUCGGCUGGUGCCUAAUUGACAUUCAGUUCACAUUUUAUUACUGCAGUAGGUGUUUUCUGUCCACAGCCUUUUGCACAGAUUUAAUUUCGUUUUCCUUAUUCUGUUCUGACAGCUCCACCAACUGAAGGUGAAGGACCACCUCCUCUCGUAGUCCCCACCCCUGCCCCUGAACCCCGAAUCUGCCCUGGCACCUGUCCCCAAGUGUGCGCACCAGCCUGUAUGGAGAAUUGUUGUCAAACACCCAUGCCCCCACCCUGCACACCACCUGGUCCUUGCCCUGCUCCCUUGCCGGUACCAAUGCCUGCUCCCUGUCCCUCAGUUUGUGCACCAAUGAAUCUUCCCUCAUGUUGCCAAGCUCCGCCCCCUCCACCCCCCUCCCCCACCCCCACCUCCACCACCAGCCGGUCCCCCAGUUGUUCUUUGUGGAACUACCUGUGUUGAUGGAUGCGGACCGACUUGCCCACCACAAUGCUGCAAGCACCACAAGAGAGGACAACUAAAGAGAACCUCGCACAAACACUGAGACUUAGUCAAUCAUCUCUCAGCUGUAAAUAGAACUGUGAUGGUACUCCUUGGAUGUCCAAGGAAUUAUAUAGCUGAUUUAGAAAUCAUUCCAAGAAUGCUAUAGUUAAUACAAUAAUUGAACUUUGAUAAUCAAUGAUUUUUCAACGAAAUGUAAUUUAAAUUUAGAUUGGUUUACGGUUAGGACAGAUUGAUUUUAUAAUAUGAUUUGAAGGAAUAAAUUUGUUCUGAUUAAUGUUUUGAGACAAGUUUCUUGAGAAUUCUCUGUUCCUCUUCUUGAACGUUUGGCAAGGCUUCCCAUCUUUAACUUCUGGCUCAGUUUUCUAUGCUUGCAUGUUUGACAACAACUUAUAGAAAGGAAAGAGGAAGCACAUUUUGAAAAGCGAAUGACAUGAUCAUUAUCGUCUGCCAUCGAGUUAAAGCUCGGGAGCCUUGACUCUUUGUAAUUUUCACUAAAUUUUACACUUUUAGGUAGAAUGUAUCUACCGCAAGUGCGAUCUCUUUCGACAAAUUACUGUUUGGCAAAAAGAAAUAUAGGAAACAUAAAGUCUAACUGUUGUCAAAAAUGUAAGCUAAUCUAUUUUCUUUCCUUUCCUUUCGUAGCUGAGGCAACUUCGACACCUAAACUACCAUAUAAGGUUGUAGGUCCUAUAGGGGGACAUCCACAUCCAGGUCCUCCAGCUGCAUACAAUCCGUGUCCCCAGCCUCGAUACUGCGACCCCGCCAGGUGCAAAGAUCCAAUUGGAUGUGCUCCAUCGUGCUCUGAGACUUGCUGUGCCGAUAUUCUUAUUCCACCACCUACUCCACCCGUCGGUUCUGGGGCAGGUCCAUGCCCUGAUGCAUGCGCACCGACAUAUCAGCCUUCGUGUUGCAUGGGUGCCCCUCCCCCUAUGGCUACCCAGCCAUUUCCUCAACCCGUAUAUCCCCCUAUGGGACCUCAACCAGGAUUCGCACCCCCAGCUGGUUAUGGUCAACCUGUAGUCAUUCCGCAGCCUCCACCUGGCGGAUGUGGACAGGGCUGCUUAGCCACAAAUUGUGCCCCACCCUGCCCACCGCAGUGCUGUCGAAGAAAGAAGUCAGUGAUUCACCACCACGACCGUAAGACGAGAUCUUUAACGUCACGCUUUGCAAUGUGCCACUAGUCUUUCAAAAAUAGAUUUACACGGGUCAGACAUCGUGGAAGACGAAGCGAGCAUGUUUUAAUAUGCUUAUAGUUAUCAAUCAGAAAAAAAGGUGUUCAUACUUCUCUUUCCUAACACAACUUCCCGAGCUAACUCUAGGCUUUGGCUUAAUGGAAUAGCUAACAAUUUGUAUUUAGAGAAGGUUAUAAAAAAUUUGGAAUUUAGGAAAGAAAAGCCACACAUAAAGACACUUAACUUCAACAUUACUGUGGCUUUCGACGACAUAGAUUAUGCCUGUUUCUAGUAUAAGGGUCUUGAAUGUUGGUAAAACGAAGGUGAUUUUCUUUACUACGGUUAUACAGGUUUUUCCACAUCAUAACCCUUAAGAAGACAUCUGGUGAUAUUAAAGAGCCCGAUAAGUAUCUGCUUCUUGACAGGAGUAUAGAUAAAUUGGGUCUGCCAGACUUUCUUGAAGGUCAAGAGGAUUUAUUUCUUCUUUCCCUUUUUCGAAAAAAUAAAAACGAGUUCAUAGUUC
This is a messenger RNA of Pocillopora meandrina, 4344 nucleotides long. The record is from the annotation of a GenBank genome assembly. Lineage: Eukaryota; Metazoa; Cnidaria; Anthozoa; Scleractinia; Pocilloporidae.